Sycon ciliatum is the source of this 2830-nucleotide messenger RNA. Its product is annotated as LIM/homeobox protein Lhx5-like. The record is from RefSeq and is a predicted model, not a curated record. Lineage: Eukaryota; Metazoa; Porifera; Calcarea; Leucosolenida; Sycettidae. Gene Ontology annotation, biological process: neuron differentiation; regulation of transcription by RNA polymerase II. Gene Ontology annotation, molecular function: DNA-binding transcription factor activity, RNA polymerase II-specific; RNA polymerase II transcription regulatory region sequence-specific DNA binding. The transcript is spliced from 4 exons. Bases 483 to 2228 code for a protein of 581 amino acids. Gene Ontology annotation, cellular component: nucleus.
AUAGUGGUGUCCUCGUCGGUUGUCAAUCCAUCACACACUUUGCCAGAGCACCGCAAUGGCCUUAUCGACGUUACCAACCCGGCCUUCUUGUUUUCACUUUCUUACCGUCGAAACCUUCGCACCUAUAUCACCACCCUGGGCCUUGUUUUGUUCAGUUGAACAAUUCCUUCUUCACCGUUGACUCCCGAGGGUAACAGUCCCACAGGAAAAUUGCAUUCGUGAUUAUCAUUGCAUUCCAGUGGCCAUUUUCGAAGUUUAGAUAGUAUUUGUCCGCCUGAUCGUAUUCUGAGUGAUAAUAGGUAACAUUCGAGUUUCAAGGAUAUAAAGGGUACAGCGUAGCAUAUGAGGUGUGCAGUGGAAGCUGUCCACAAAGGGAUAUGCCAAAACUCACUCCGCUAGGCUAUCAAUGUAGUGAGUAGACAAUACUGCUGGCACUGGACAUUGGGUGAAUCACCAGCUUGUGUACGUGUGUCGAUCAGUGAAUGGUGCUCCACCUUAGCCAAACGGCGCACGGAAUCAGGCACAUGGCAUGCCCUUUGAGCGCACUCAACACGCGACAUUGCUCGCAAAAGACCAGCGCUGGAAGCACUUCACUGACAUGCGCUUCGUGUAGACAGGGUAUUCGAGACGAGGAUAUGGUUCAUCAAGUCCUGGAUCAGGUCUUUCAUCAGCGCUGCUUCAACUGCAGCCUGUGCGCGCGCCCUCUGCAGACCGGAGAGAAGUUUUACGGUGGACUAGACGGCAAGGUGGUGUGCGGACGUCACGACCAACUCCUGGACAGAGCCAAUUUCCGCAAAGACGUGAGCAGCGUCGCCGCCACGAGCAGCAGCGGCAGCCGCAGUACCAGCGACCAGGUGUCGCCCAUGAGCGCUACUACCACAGCAUCUUCAGCCAGCGCUAGCUCCACUAACACCAGUACUGGCAGUGCCGCUGUAUCACCCUCAUCGCCCAACCUGGCCACGUCAAGCAAAACCGACUCCAGCACCGCCGAGACGCCAUCAACAGACACGAGCAACUCAGCUCCAAGCCCAUCAGGUUCUGACGAGGAUGCCAGCAGCAAGAAGGAGAAACAGUCGUCUACCAAGAAGACUCCUGGAAAGCGUGCCGCCAGGGCAGUCAUCAAAGGGCCAAUUCUGGAGAUCUUGAAGAACACAUUCUCCGUCAACCCGAAACCAUCCCGACAGGUGCGGGAACGCCUGUGCCAGGAGACAGGUCUGAGUAUGCGAACGGUUCUCGUCUGGUUUCAGCAUCGGCGCUCCAAGGAGAGGUGGAUGCAGAGCUGCAUGGCCAAGACUGACGCCACAACGGCAUUCCCAAGCACGGAGUUUAAUCAGCAGUGGCUGGGCGCACAGUUCCAGCAGCAGGGUAUCUACAAUCCGGCGGCGGCGGUCAGCAGCAGUUUCAAUCACGGCCAGGACAUGACCAGCAUGAUGGCGACAACACCCAACACACUGGGAUUCCCUGCUGCUGCUGCAGCUGCCUCUCAUCAGCAGCAGCAUAUCCGAUCGCAAGCACAGCAGUCAGCGAACAACUGCUUCCUAUUCGGUGAUUUCACCUCUAUGCAACAAUCCUUCCCGACACCCCUGGCAACGGCGAUGACAGCACGCGCCCCAGCCACCCAGAACAGCAACUGGUUGCCACCCGCGACCGCUGGCCUCCUACCGUCGUCUGGCAUGGCUUCCCUGGGACUGUCGGUCCUGAACAGCCAAACGAACCAGCAUCUAAACCAAAGCAUGCCAUCCAUCCUGUCGUCCGGGACCGGUCUGGACAGUGCGACAUCCCUGUGUAACAGCACGCCCAACCUUACCAACAUGCCCAUCUCACGACAGCAGCAGCACGGUGGGCCACCACCCAGGUACCCCAGUAGCUCGGACUCCGGCCUGCCAGAGGACCUUCUCUCCGUGGCUGAGGAUCUGGCAUCUCUGCAAGGUUCACAGCACUCGCUCUUCAUCUCCUCUCCGCACCCAGCCACCAUGAACUCCCUGGACUUCUCCUCGUCGACCGCUCUGACUACGUUGGCGAAUGCAACCAGCACUACUCUCGCACAGUCACAAACCAGCCGAUCCGAGCAGCUCAGCAGCCACUUGUCUCAAACCAAUGUCAUGCAGGCUGCAGUUUCCAGCACGGCCGCAAAUGGAUCGACAACCCACCUGAGUCAGCUACUGGAUGGUCUGGGACCGCUGGAUACCAAUUGCUUCGACAGUUUCCAAGCCGGUCUCUCGAUAUAGAGCAACAAUAUGGCGGACAAGCCCUUUUCUUGAGCUGUUUGAGGAUUUGCCUACUUUGGUAUAGUGUGUCUCUAGUCAAUGUAACGCCACUAGAACAAGACAGUAGAGAUACUUAUAAAAGAUCUCGAGCUUUCAAAUGGUAUCUAUAAGGACAUUAUUUGUGUCACAGGAUGCCAAGAUCCACAGUUAGUUUAGUUCUAAUUUCUAAGUUUAACUUGAUCUGUUGACAAUCUUAUUCAAUAUUUUGUAUUGCCUUGUGCUGUCCUCGGCAUUGUACUGACAGACGCUAUCCUCCAGAAAGAUUAUCAUUGAGUCAACACAGUCAUCAAUCUAUACCAACAUGCAUCCAUCAGCUAUUAAAGUUUGCCCUCUUUCAGGUGUUAUACUGCAUGACAAAUUAUUACUUAUGACCGGCACAUUAUUCUUAGUACGUAUCAUUAAUGCAUUAUUCACAUAGCAUUCACAAGGACUAGCCAUCUUUAUGUUCUCCUUAGAAAAUGGAACUUCAUUAUGAUUCUUUAGUGUACAUGCAGUGCAUAAAUUUGAGAGUAAGCACUUCUCGAGAUGCAAGUAACGAGACGAUUAAAUUGUUGAACCACGUA